Messenger RNA from Topomyia yanbarensis, 1656 nucleotides. RefSeq names its product threonine aspartase 1 (gene Tasp1). Gene Ontology annotation, molecular function: threonine-type endopeptidase activity. Gene Ontology annotation, biological process: protein maturation. The record is from RefSeq and is a predicted model, not a curated record. The transcript is spliced from 3 exons. The coding region runs from base 186 to 1235 and encodes 349 amino acids. Lineage: Eukaryota; Metazoa; Arthropoda; Insecta; Diptera; Culicidae.
GUCAAAUUUUAGUCAACAAGCACAAUAUAUUUUGUAAACUUUGCCUAAUAAAAAUAAAUUUGCAUAGAAGUGCAGUGCUUAAUUCUAAAUAUUAGUUAUUAAAGUUAUAAAGAUCUUCCUCUCCGUAUGUUUGUAUCUUCGUAUCAAUUGGACUAUUUAAGAUCAGUUUUAAGCUGGAAGACGGAAUGCCUGGAUUUGUUGCUGUUCAUACAGGCGCUGGUAACUGCAUUGACGAAACGUUGUACAAAAAUGUCUGCAAAGAGGCAUGCAUUCAAGGGGUUAAUGCGUUACAAAACGGGGGAAGCGCGUUAGAUGCAUGUGAACUAGCAAUCAUGACUUUGGAAAACUCUUGUGCAACGAAUGCGGGUCUUGGAUCGAAUUUGACCUGGGACAGACGGGUAGAAUGCGACGCUUGUAUCAUGGAUGGAGGAAGUCUUCAGUUUGGAGCUUGUACGAAUGUAUCCGACGUUAAGAAUCCAAUCAGUUUAGCUAGACAUAUAUGUGAAAAACAAUCAAACCUACUGAGCUUCGGAAGGAUACCGCCAAUGGUGCUUUCAGGCAAAGGUGCUUCGGCUUACGCGAAAGAGAUUGGAUUGCGCAUUGUUCCUAUGGAGCAUAUGAUUUCUGUUAAGGCGGCCAAAAGCUAUGAUCAUUACAGGAAAAGCAUAACAAAGUACGAAGAAAUGAAUCAAUUGAAACUAUCACCUUUAGAUACGGUAGGAGCCGUUUGUGUCGACGCUGAGGGCUCUAUAGUAUCUGGGUGUAGUUCCGGAGGAUUGCUACUGAAAGUGAGCGGAAGAAUUGGGCAAGCGGCAACGUAUGGGGCUGGUUGUUGGGCCAUGAUAGACGAAUCUAAUUGCAUGUCUGCUGCUACCUGCACUACCGGAAAUGGAGAAUAUCUAAUGAAAACUCUUUUUGCCAAAGAGCUAGUAGAAGACUUGAUAAAUUGCAACUGCCCGAUAACCUCACAGCACCAAACAUACCAGAAAAAGUUGCUCAAUUCUCCGUUUUUGGCAAAGCAAACCGAAAUCCAUGCUGGGUCGUUAUCGAUAAUCUACAACACUGCCAGUAAUGAUGGUGAUCUAUUGUGGGCCCACACAACGAAUUCAAUGUGUUUGGGAUUUCAAUCAACUAAACAGAAGAAACCCAAGUUUGUUCUAUCAAAGCUCCCGCCGAAUCUUUCUUGUGGAACUAAAACUAUUGUGAGUGGGCAUCAUUUCAAACUAUCUUAUUGACUGCCAAUAAGCACACGUUUUUACUAGCUGGGUACGAGACUCGCCUCAACCUGAAUGGGAUUUACUAAGUUUCUCGUAUUUCGCAAAGCCUAGCGGACGUCUGGCAUCCGACGGCUGAUAGCUCUCGUGAUAUCUCUGCUACGAACUUGAUCACUGAGAUUCCUGUUGCCCUAUUGUACGAACCGACAGCAACAUUAAUCACUGAGUCACGAUUUAGCUCCGGGACGAAGAGUGAAUGACUGGAGAGACUUGAACAUAUCAGUUGGAGUCGUUACGGAAGUUUGACAGCAAAGUCAGAUGUUGAGGACUGUAGCUUUAAAGCUGUAAUUUUAUAAUUGUAAGUUUCAUUUGCUUGUACAAUAUAAUGAAAAAAAGCUUACAUCAAAUUGCUAGAUUUUCUUCAGACUGCAUUUCAAUAAAU